Molecule: messenger RNA, 5493 nt
Organism: Lutra lutra (Eurasian river otter)
Lineage: Eukaryota; Metazoa; Chordata; Mammalia; Carnivora; Mustelidae
Gene: LRRC66
Product: leucine rich repeat containing 66
Exons: 6
Coding region: 513-3647 (1044 amino acids)
Molecular function (GO): protein binding
Source: RefSeq, a predicted model, not a curated record
AAGAGUCUCUUGUGAAUGGAUCUCUCUUUCUCUCUCUCUAUAUAUACACACAUAUAUAUUUGGAAAUAUGUGAAAUAUAUAUAUUUGGAAAACACGGCCCUUCUGGGAACUUACAGUCUUUUGGGGAGUUUACUAUCCAUUUUCUUUGAAAAUUUUUGUGUAUACACAUUUAGCUAUUGUAGAUACUUUAAAAUUUUCAAUUGCUUCUCAAACUUUGAUGAAAAUGAGACUUGAUAUUUAUGUAUCUCAUUAAAUCCUGAUGGUGCUGAUGCAGACCAUCAUUUUUAAAACCCAUUUUGCUUAUGUUGUGUCUAAAUAAUUUCAAAAUUUUUAAAGUCACAAAAAAUGUAAAUUUUUUAAUUUUUAAAAAAAUCAAGAGUCUCCUUUGUGAAUUGAACUUGCCCUUCAUAUAGUUCAUAAUUUAGUGUAACUGGAUGGCUUGUCACUCACAUAAUAAACCACAUAGCUGAUUAUAGGUUGUAGAUAAGCAUAAUAGACUUUGCUCAGUACUAAUGACCAGCAAAAAAACAGAAGUCUUUAAUCUUGGUAGGUUUUCCUCCAAAGCAGACUGCACGGUGAAUGUUCUUGGAAUAACAGACAGAGGCAUUAUGAAAAUCCUACAUUUCCGAGUCCUAACAAUGCUAACAGGUCUUUAUUUUACUGGAACAAUGACAGACCCAUCCAGAAAAGGCAGUAUUUUAUUCAGUUUGGAGUGCCAAUGGAAUGGACAUCUUCUGACAAACUGUUCUUUUACUGGAAAGCAUGAUACCCGUGUGGACAUGCCCCAGCCAGCGGCCACACUGGAUGCAAGUGCCAGUUUCCUUAGGGAUCUCGUACAGUCUCGCCUGAGAAAAGACUGGAAUAUAAAACAUCUGGACCUCAGUAACAAUCACAUUUCGAACAUCAGCUUAAGCCCUCUUGCCCACUUCCACACUUUGGAAAUACUAAACCUCAGCAACAGUUCCAUCCGCUCGCUCUCUCUGGAUCUACCCAGUGCCAAGUCCUCAUGGGGGAAACGCCACAGAAGCAGCGGCAGGCAUAGGCUUCCAUUUCUAAAGUUGUUAAUUCUUCAAAGAAACAAACUCACUGACAUUCCCAAGGGGCUGCAGAACCUGAAAUCAUUACAGAGUCUGGACCUGUCGUUCAAUGGGAUAACGCAGAUCGGUCUGUCGGACCUCCGGAACUGCCCGCGGCUGGAGAACCUCUACUUAAGAAGCAACAAGAUAUUCAGGAUUCAUCCAGAAGCCUUCAAGGACCUCAAGAAGUUACAGGUUGUAGACCUCAGCAACAAUAUUCUGACCGCCAUCCUACCCAUGAUGGUCAUUGCUCUGGAACUUCCCCAUCUGGAGGUGGACUUGGCCGACAACCCGUGGCAGUGUGGCUACAGCGUAGCAGCCUUCCAAAAUGUCAUUUCUGACUCCUGGAGGAAAACGUGGAAUGGCAUCUGCAGCGAGUCUGUGGGGGAUGAGGAGGCAUACCGGUGGACCCCCCAAAGCAGAAGUUCCAGGGAGACCCACCUUCCUCAUCAUCCCACGAAGCCUGUGAAAAGCCUCCCGCCCAGCAGAGCCAAGAGGCCCCAGGCAGGCGGGUUUGAGCGCUCCGACACCCCGGGAACGGAGGGCGCCCCGGCCAGCGGGAGGCCCUACCAGCGGUCCAGGUGGGCUAGGAGCCCCAGGGAUGUGCCCGCGGCUGGAAGAAAGGGAGACCCUUCCCAGGACCUCGCCCUGGCCGUCUGUCUGGCUGUGUUUAUCACGUUCUUCGUGGCCUUCUGCCUGGGGGCUUUCGCCAGGCCUUUCAUUGACAGACUGUGGCACCAGAGAUGCAGAUGCAAGGGGCCCAGCUCGGACCGCGCAGAUAAUACGGAUAACGCGUACUGGAAUGAGGGCUUCUGCGGCGACAUGGAAGCUUCGGGGAAGGCCCAGCACCAGAGGACAGAUCGGCCCCUCCAAGAGCCUGACAGCCCCCACGCUGCUGUCAUCCCCGAUGGAGCCGCAGGAGAGGGCAGACAGGAGCAGGGCCACCGGCGGAGCGGGGGACUGGGCAGUGACAGCAGAGGGCCAGGAGGGGGGAAGGAUGACAUACUUCUGAGUGACCGUGCAGCCCGUUCCGCUCCCCCAGGACGUCCAAAUGCUGAUCAUAACCAACGAAUUCCAGCAGGACGGGAUCACAUCCGCAAGGAAUAUGUUCUCGGGGAAGUAAAUUAUGCGACUGGGGCCCAGGAAGGUUCUCCCCGCACGCCUCCAGGAGAAAUGGCAGCUUCUCUCUCCAAAAUGCAAAUGCAUGUGAACGCACAGAGGGCUGGAGAGAAUGAGCGGUUCCCUUUGGAGUUUUCCAAGGAAAUGCAAGGGGACGGUUACCUGAAUUUGCUGGACACACAGCAGCAAAGGCUCCAGGAGACCAGCACUGAAGAAGAGCCUCCCGCCUCCCACAGUGCAGUCCCACUGAGGGACUGGGGAGAGCAGAGCCCAGUGCCACCCGUCUUUCCUCCAGGCUGGGGCCAUGAUGUGCCGGUCACUCCCACUAACAUGGAACCGGUGCAGAAACAGGCUCCUUCGAGCCCUCAGUACACAAUGGACAACAACUAUGAAUCUGAUUCCGAUGAAGGGUCUUUAUUUACUCUAAGUUCGACAAGUUUGGAGGAUGCAAGAAAUGAGACCGAAGAAGAGACACAUGGCAGGGACAGCCACGGAGCCAGCGAGCCCCCGGAGGAUGGGGACCCAGGGGUGAGGAGGGACCAUGUUACAUCACUGGAGGAUCCUGACGACCAUAUCCCCUGCCAGAAGAUUCUGGAGGAGUGUGAGAAUCAGGAGGAUUGCUUUGAAAAACCUCUCAUUUCUGGUCCAGACUCUGGUUUGUGUGAGAAUCGUCUGGAAGGUGCCUCUGACACAGAUACAUGUGAGGGUGAACGGACCUUGCCUAGAUGGCUGGGAGGUAACAGCCCCUCCAGUGAUGAGCUUCCAGGCACUGUCCUCGGUGAUUACGCCGCAGCUCUCCUAUCGGAGACGGUAACGUGGCGUCACUCACUGAGAGACUUAGAGUUUUUCAACGCAGAUGUUGUACCACAAAUACCGCCAUGGUCGGCUGAAGGUUCCUCAGACCCUGACAAGAGCGACAGUCAUGAAAGAGACUCAGACAUUUAUAAACACGAAGCCUGCCUUCAGGAAAUAAACACAGUUCAACAUGAUAUUCCUUUCAAGAUCACUGCAGGUGAAACCUCGCAACCUGCACAACAACAUUCGGAAGGGGGCCACAGGAACUCCCACCUGAUGGACACCGAUGCGAGCCCUCUGGAGGACUCGGUUUCCAGAAAGGUUAGAAGCCGAACACAGGUGUUACAAUCCAGUAGCGAUGAGCCGACCCUCCAGUGUGAAAGAGGAGAGGGGGGUUGUGCUGAAGACGGUUCCAGGAGCCAGACACCGUUAUUUCAAGAGCCCCCAGAUGAACCCAGCUCACCAGGAGCACGGGAGCCCGUCGCUGAUAGACAGGGGAGUAAAUACUCAGAAGCGAACCUGCUGCAGUCAGAAACAGACCACGUCCAUGUCCACGUUCAAAGGCAGACCCGGGGCCACCUGUGGGGAGCUGGCCGGCUGCACGAGGGCCUGCUCUACUACGAUGCGGAACUUGAAAAUCAAAGGGAACUCAAGUAACAUUUUGCGUUCAGAUCGAAGUGCUUAGACGGACCCAGAUUUUCCGUCCGGGUCUGCUGAACAGAUCUUCAACACAUUCUGCACAGAGAACCGUACAGCUUUCUGGAGGGUGAUCAUCAAAUUAUAAAGUCGCGGGUGGGGGAGGGUUCAGAGCAACUCAAUAUUUUUUCAUAACUGAUGUCAAGAGAGACCAUUUUGUAGACAGAACUGUAAAUUAAAAAUCAGUCUUCAAGAAGAGAAGUGGCGUUUUUUGUAAAAAGGAGAAGCUAUCCUGCCAUUGUCCUUAAUUUGCCCUUCCUUGGUGGGACUCUCCAACCUGGGUUGUCAGGAGCUGUGUUCUCCUCUGUGUAUCCACCUGCUUCUCUGGCAUUUUCUCCACUUCCUUCCCAACACUCCUUGUCCACUUCGGCGUGCCUCUCAAAGAGCAUUCCUCAAGGAUCUAAUCCCACUCUUCUUGAUGUUCCGCUCUCCCUGGGCCCUGCUGCUUCACAACCAGCCCCACACAGACCACGCCCACAUGUGCCCCACGAGGCCCCGCCUCCCUCCCAAAUUCCAGACUCACAUUCUCAACCCCAGUAGCCCAAAUCCACAUAGAUCAUCCCGGCACCUAAAAUUCAUCAUUUUCCUUUACAAAUAUGAUCUCCCACAGUCUCUUUCUUGACCAAAAAUAUCAUGACAUCCACUCAGGAAAGAGACUAAACUUGCUGUCUUAUCUCUGACUCUCUCUCAUGCGUUUCCUGUAUCUGAGUGACCUCUGAGCUCUCUGCUGGGGAAGUUCGUGUACGUCUAUACAAGGAGACAUUUCAGUGCGGCAGUCUGGAGAGAGCUAGGCAGUUGUCAAACCAGGGUUUGCCCCGAAAGCACCCUUUUUCUUCUCAGAGUGUAUAUUUAGGGUGGAUUACGAUGGGAGUGGACUGAGUUUGGGGGAAGGAACCAUCCCCCAAUCACCACGCAUCACCACUAGCCUCCUAGGACCUGGCUUCUCAGUGACUCUUAACUUUGCCAUCUCCACUCUCAACCCCCAAAUAAGGCCCACCCUUAUCGAGCUCCUAGAUCAUUUGAAGGCUUUUUGGUGACCUUUAGUACUUCUCCUGGCCCACACUCCUCACCCCAAAAGUCUUACAUUCUCUUCAUCUCCCCACUAAUCAAAAAACCUUCAACGCAGGUGCCUGGCUGGUUCAGUGGGGAGAGCAUGCAACUCCCGAUCUCUGGGCUAUCAGUUCAAGCCCCGCAUUAGGUAUGAAAAGACAAACAAACAAAAACCCAAGACCUUUUGAUGCGCAUCAUUGCCUAUAUAAAGACUGAAUUCCAUAAUCUAGACUUUUCUCAUGACAUUGUCACUUCUGCACACAUUCUGCAUUCUGGUUUAUAUCAUGUAGACCAAUCAUUUAUUCAUUUAUUUUGCCAACCUUUGAGACCUUCAGUGGUCCCUGAUAAGUUUCUCCCCUGUUGUUUGCCAUUGCUAUUUUGAAAUCUUGUCCUUGAACUUUCACUGCGAAUAUUUAGGCUGUCAGGAUGGAAGCCCCCUCAUUCCCCACCCCACAGCAGUACACGUUAUGACUAUCCAUGUCUACACUCCUCAGCUCUGAGCUAAGAAGUCAGCAUUCUAUGGUCAAGCUUAAUCCCUCUGGUCAGCUUUUGCUGCAGUCCUGGGCACAGAUCCAUUCCUGUUUCCCAUUCCUUCUCUUCCAAGCUUUCCCUGUCUAGUGGCUCCUUCCCACUGACUAAAAGCAUAGCCAAGUCCCUUCAACAUUAAAAUAAAAGGAAGAGGGUGCCUGGGUGGCUCCAUUGCUUGAGCAUCCAACUCUUUUUUUUUUUUUAAGAUUUUAUUUAUUUAUUUGACAGA